This is a messenger RNA of Erigeron canadensis, 1168 nucleotides long. Its product is annotated as dentin sialophosphoprotein-like. NCBI's taxonomy places the organism in Eukaryota, Viridiplantae, Streptophyta, Magnoliopsida, Asterales, Asteraceae. The record is from RefSeq and is a predicted model, not a curated record. The transcript has 3 exons. The coding region runs from base 40 to 435 and encodes 131 amino acids.
GAGAAGGGAUGCUUGAAAGCUUUAUACGAAGCCUUCACCAUGUCAAAGAGCUCAAAACUGGGAUUGAUUUUUAUAAGUCAAAUGAUAUAUCGCAACCUUGAUGGAUUAAAAUGUGGUUGUUUGGCCUUCUCUUGUUUGGAAGCUAAAGGUUUCAAUUCUCCAUCUAACUUGAAGGUUGUAGAAGUUACAAAUCAAAGUUCUGAUACUGAUUCAACCGAUCUAAGUGAUUACUCUGAUGAUGAUUCAUCUGUGGAUGAUACUGAUUCAAUGGAAAGAGGUGAUUGCUCUGAUAAUGACUCAUCUUUUGAUGAUCAAGAUGCUGAGCAAGUUGGUGAUGAGGGGAAUCCAGCUGCAGGACGUGAGGUAGGAGCUGAUGAUGCCGGGCCGGGUGAUGAUGUUGGAGCUGAGGAGGCCGAUGUGAGGCAUGAGGAUUAGAUUUGAUUCAAUUGGGUUGUAUGAUAUUCUGAUAUUUUUGAUACUAUGGUUUGUCUUACACCUUUGUUGGUGUUUACUAUACUCCUAAUUAUCUGACAAUGACUCAUCUGGUAGUGUGUUAGUGACACCUGAAAGCAUAGAUUCGGAGGAACUAAUACUUGAUGAUGGUCCUAGAGAGGACGAAGUUCAUUUAUGGCGCUUUGAACUCUUGUUACUCCUAAGUGCAUUUUAUUUUAACAGAUUUAAUACUAUGAAGUCUGAUAUUUUAUACCAUGUUCUAAUUUGUUUUGAGUUCAUAUUUUGUUUAUUGGCUUAUGUUAUCAGAUUCACUUCCAUAACAUAACCUGAUCUCCUUCCACUUAUGCUGCUAGUGCUAUGUUUGAACCUUCUACCUUUAUCUACUUUGCCUGCCUACAUAGGGAAAAGGAUAGGAUAGCUCAUGUGGUGAUGCUGUUUUACUCUGCAUAUAAAAAGACUAAAGGAGCAAAUAGCGAAAGUAACUUUAAGCUACAGUGGCGAUUGAUGCCGAUCAUAUAGGGAAAAAAGAUAGGAUCAAUUCCUUGCAAUUGCCGGAUGAUCUUUUAGUUUGCAUACUGUCGUUUACUGUUAUUAAACUAGUAGUACAAUGUUCCAUCUUGUGGAAACGUUGGGUAAACCUCUGGAUUUUGCUUCUUGUUGUUGAUAUUGAUUCAAGUACCGAUUCAAUAUUCAUUUUUUAGAUCUCAGUAAAAGA